Bombyx mori (domestic silkworm) is the source of this 8570-nucleotide messenger RNA. RefSeq lists its product as uncharacterized. Gene Ontology annotation, molecular function: RNA-directed RNA polymerase activity; mRNA 5'-cap (guanine-N7-)-methyltransferase activity; ATP binding. The record is from RefSeq and is a predicted model, not a curated record. Bases 2594 to 8272 code for a protein of 1892 amino acids. Gene Ontology annotation, biological process: 7-methylguanosine mRNA capping. The transcript has a single exon. Lineage: Eukaryota; Metazoa; Arthropoda; Insecta; Lepidoptera; Bombycidae.
GCUAAAAUCUUUAAUAAUAACAAUCAUAUACUCUACACAUUACAAUAAACCUCUCAUAUAAAUACGCUCUAACGUAACGACUCUCUGAACUUAUAUUGACACCUGUCAGUUCGACAGGGAAUGUCAUCUGUCAACUUUAGAAUAUACCGUCCGUCUUAAUCGAUAAACAUUCAAACUUGUAAACCUAUUUUAGAUAACGAAUUCAAAUUUAAUAUAGUUUUAAACUCCACACCACAUAUCUCUUCCGCUCCGCUGAUAUGAUAAGUUUUGAGUAUACAAUUCAAAGUCUGGCUAUAAGACGCUUCAAAAGUGACCGGUCACUGAACCAAUCUAACUUUCAAGUUGGAAUCAGAUUUAAGCCAUUGUCAAACAGAACGCGUACUUAACGCCGCGCUCUUCAAACUGAAUAGAUGAGUCUAACGCUCCUUGACGCAACGCAUUCGCCAAAUCAUAGUGCCUUUCGAUAGCAGUGUGAAAAUUUAAAAGUAUUAAGAAAUCGAGUGAUUCAGAUGUGGCAUUGUAUAAGCAUGGGUAUUUUCUAACUAUUUAUAUCAUUUUUUCGGGCAUUAUCCAGUAUUUUAAAUACACAUUCACUCGGACGCUAAAAUAAAAAUUGUAAUAAAUUACAACGCCUGACGUCAAAGCGUCCUAACGCCGCGACAAAGCGCUGCGUACUUACAGCGCUGGGGCUCUGUUUGACGGUAUGUUACCAUAGUAGUACAACACAUCUCGGCGUCAUAGCGCGGCGUUAGUUGGCGCUCCGAUGCGCGCUAAGUACGCGUUCUGUUUGACGAAGCCUUUAGGAUGAGCUCUUAAGUGCAAGUUUUCUUGUAAUAAUUUUUAUUUAAGGUUAUAUUUUCUAGAUUAUUUUGUACAAAGUAAGCAUUUUCAAUUUUUUAAUAAUUAAUUACUUUAGUCGAAAUUAUAUUAAUUUAGCUCUGUAUAUUUUAGUUCAUUUAAAAUUGCUACAUUCAUACCAUACCCUUUGCCUACACCAGCGCCACUGAGAGAGGUUUUUGAACCUUUUUUUUUGUUGCUUAGAUGGGUGGACGAGCUCACAGCCCACGUGAUGUUAAGUGGUUACUGGAGCCCAUAGACAUCUACAACGUAAAUGCGCCACGCACCUUGAGAUAUUAAGAUCUAGUUACAACGGCUGCCCCGUCCUUCAAACCGAAACGCAUUACUGCUUCACGGCAGAAAAUUUUUUGAACUGUUAUUUAUAGUAUACGGUUGAACACUUAACUUUUCUCCAUAAUGAUUCUUAUUACCUCUGUACUCCAUAAAAACACUAAAUGCAUUUACCAUUGACUUAGUUAAGACGGCACAUAUUCACUGGUGGAAGGACCUCUUGUGAGUCCGCGCGGGUAGGUACCACCGCCCUGCCUAUUUCUGCCGUGAAGCAGUAAUGCGUUUCGGUGUGAAGGGUGGGGUAGCCGUUGUAACUAUACUGAGACCUUAGAACUUAUAUCUUAAGGUGGGUGGCGCAUUUAUGUUGUAGAUGUCUAUGGGCUCCAGUAACCACUUAACACCAAGUGGGCUGUGAGCUCGUCCACACAUAUAAGCAAUACAAAAAAAAAAAACUACCCCCGUAUGUUAUUAAUAUUGUGAACGUAGUCAUUCAUAGUUUAUGAACUGGAUGAGUAUUAAGGGAACGUUUUGAAUCCGAAGUGAACUAUAGUAGCAUUAUUUUGUCCGUGCAGUUUGGGUCAUAAAAAAUCGGAGCGGUGAAGCGAGUAUUUCGCUCUCUCUCUAUGAUUGAAAGAUUACUGGUGGCCCGGAGGCCUUUCCAGCUUCACCAGGACAGGUGGGCGAGCAAAGGCUCAGCCAAGAGGGGCGGGAUUUGCUAACAACUGCCCGAGCGCCUCCGAAGGAGACCUAACAACUCAAGAGCAACUGCUUCGCGAAUGAAUCUACUACCGGAUCGGAAUCGCGACCCGCUGAGAAGAUCCGGCGAGAAACUCAGCGGGCUGAUGCAUGGGUCUCUUCCACUCACGAGCCUUAUGGACGGGCAUAGUGAUGCGCAUUAUUGUUGUCGAUAAGCGUUAUCGAUAGUGUAUUUCGUUUUGUCAUUUUGUGGGUUAGUGAUAAAAAUGAAAGUAAAAAUCACUAAUCGAACACUUACACCAGAUAUCGCCGCAGCAAGUCAACGAGAACGGCAGAAAUUAGCACUAUGUAACUUUUCGGGAUCUAUUUUCAUUUCAGUCAAAAAAUUUCACACAUUGUUGAUAACAACACGCGCAAAUAUUAUUUUGAAUAAAUUCUGCCGUUUUGAUACAAAACAAAGGAGUAGCCAUUGUGUCGCUAAAGAAAUUCAGAGAACGAAUGCAUAGAAACACAUUUCUCCUCGACAUAAUGUACUAUAAUUUGCAGGUAAGUACAAAUGUACAGGUAAGUACAAAUUUCAAGGUGGGUGGCGCAUUUACGUUGUUGAUGUCCAUGGGCUCCAGUAACCACUUAACACCAGGUGGGCUGUGAGCUCGUCCAACCAUUUAAGCAAUAAAAAAAAUUUAAAAAAAAUGACUCGUAGCAUAACAAUGUCUCACCACCCUUCGUAUAAAUAACUAAUAUUGAACAAACUCUAGGAGAAUUCCAUAUGAUCUCAGAUGACUUGCUAAUUGAAAAAGAGCUGACCAGUAUCAAAACAAACGGAAAAUACUUUUUGUUCCCUACUACAUUAAUUAUGUGUGUUCUUGAUAACUUGCAGACACGAUUCUACAUAAGAUUACAUGUUGCAAUUAAAGAACAAAAUGAAGGACUAAGAGGUCUUUUAAACCAUUAUGACCGUCUUCACUCAUCAUUGGUCUUACUUAGAUCUAAGUAUAAAAAUCACUUCUUUGAUAUCAUGAAGAACUGGGAUGCUUACUGUAUAGGAUGUACAGUGUCAGAUGAAGUAGAAGAUCUAGGGUUUAAAACAUUAAAGGAUUCGAUAGAGGCAGAGUUGUUCGAAAAAUACAAUAAACAUGAUAUAAGAGAUAUAUUAGAUUUAAUGUCCUGUCUUAACAUAUCAAAUAACCGAGAUAUUGCAGUCCCGAUCUCUCUUUACUUCUCAAACUUGAGCAAGAAUUAUGGUCAUCCAAUAUUACAUCCAACUGAAGGGAUCGAAAAACUCCGUUUGAACUCUAAAAAACAGAUCCCAGUUGAUGAUAAUAUAGCGAAGAAAGUUUUGUGGAUGUUCAGAAAGACGUACUUUAUGAAUUACUUUAGGAAGAAAGGGAACUAUCCACAUCAUAAAGUAUUAGGAGAACUUCACCCAGUACUAGUUGAUUGCUUGAAAGAUGAAAGAGUAUUAACAGCUAAUGAAUUAAAAUCAUUACCUUUAUCUGCCUGGGGAAACCUGAAACUGGAUAAAAACCAUGACAUGAGUUUAGAAAUAGAUGAAAAGGAAUUGUUGAAAGAUACUGCAUGCUCACCCCCAAGAGAAGAAUGGUUUCGACCCUAUGAUCAAUGUGCUUUCCAAAAUCUUUACAAUCAAAGAAAACCUAGGAGUUGGAAUGAUUUUGAACCUCGAGUGUUAUCAAGAUACCUCAAGGGUGAUGAAGGAGAAUUAGCAAGAAAAAUAAUGGAUCAAGAAAAUUCAUUCUAUAAUCACUUGCGAGAUGAUAUAGUGCAACUUUGUCGAAAGGAAAGAGAGUUAAACAUCAAGGGCAGGGUGUUCUGUAAGCAAACUUACGAGAUGAGACUAAUGCAAGUUUGUAUGGAAAAGUCUCUAAGUGACAAUAUUCUCCCAUAUAUAAGAGAACAAACUAUGACUAAUACUGAACUUGAAGUUGCAAAGAGGAUGGAUAAAGUUGCAUCUCAUCUCAAAGAAAAAGGUCAUGCAAACCUUAAUUUAGAUCUGAGUUCAUGGAAUCAACUUAAUCGUCAUGAAUUAAAUAAAUAUUUAUUUCAAGAAUUGGAUGAUUUACAUGGAAGGAAGAAUCUUUAUUCUGACUCUCAUUUAUGGUUUAAUCGCUGCAUGGUAUUGCUUAGUUCUAGAUUAACCCCUCCAAAAAUAGGACCAGACGGCGAACCAUUAGCAGGAGAUUAUUGCCAUUACAACCAGUUUGGAGGAUUCGAAGGAAUGAGACAAAAAGCGUGGACACUAACAACAAUAAUGAUCAUCAAAAUUGCGUUAGAAGAAUGUAAUAUCCAUGGUGAAGUAAUGGGGCAAGGAGAUAAUCAGAUAAUCCACAUAAGAUUGAGUACUGAACAACAGGGCAGACCUCAUUUUUAUAUUAAACUUCUGCUCAAUAGCUUGGAUUAUCUUUUCAUAUCCGCUGGUCUCUUAUUGAAACUCCAGGAAACUUGGUAUUCUCAAAAUCUGUUUGAGUACUCAAAAGUUAGAUAUUACAAGUCAAUCAGAAUCGAUGAUAGUCUCAAAAGACUCAAUAGAAUGAUACCCGAUAUAAAUGAAGGAUUUCCAUCUUUACAAUCCUUGAUUACUGGAGUCUCUACCACAACCGAAAAUAUGUCCAGAAAUUAUGUCUCUCCGGUCACACCUUUUUUCCUUUACUCGCUAGAAUUAGGUAACACUCUUAAACGGAAAGGUAUACUUGAUCUUAAGUCCAGAGAGACAGAUAAAUUAUGUGCCCUGAUGAAUAUUCCCUCUAUUCUAGGGGGAUUACCUCUUUCAAACAUGUAUCAACAUUGUCAGAGAGGAUGCCCUGAUCCACUAACAAUCUGGCUUAAAGUUAUUGAGACUAUAAGAAAGAAUAGUCCUAGAAUAUAUAAUCAUAUAUUACACCUCAUUCCAUGUAAUAUUAAAGCUACUUAUGAUCCUGUCAAAUUAGUAGAAGAUAUAUACAGUUUGAAUAUUGUCGGCAUGCCAAACUUUGAAAGAAAAGCUCGAGAAAUUAUCGAAGAAUUUCUACCCACCUAUGUCACCAACCCUAAAGUUAUAAGAUUAUUAGGUGCAGACCGUUCAGAUCUGGAAGCAUUAUGUAGUAUUUUGACUACUAUGAGACCAUAUGUUGCUAAUCUGGCACAUGAGAUUCUAAGAAAUUCAAAUGAAGGAGUCCAGUUACAGCUAAUAGGGAGUUUCUCUAAUCUUCAAACAAUCAAUCGGAUGAUAAAUGAGGAUCCAAAUAGAACAGAGACGAUUUUCUCUUUAGGGAAAUUCAAAGAUGCUGAGGCCAUCGAGGUACUUAAGAAAAGAUUGAUCAAAUCGGAAUUACCGGUCAAUGGAACCCAUCUUUUAGAAAGUGCCCUUUCCUCUAUUCCUUGUACUUUUAAAGCUUCACAGUGGCUCAGAGAGACUACCUGGGGAUUUCCGAUUACUGGGAUUACAAGUCCUGUCCCCUGUGAACAGGUUAAAAUAGAAGAUUAUGACACAGCAGAAAAACACCUUAAAAAAGACUGUAUAAUUGUUAAAACAUCUUACAAACUUAAAACUGAAGGGAGAAAUGCACUCAAGGUUCGAGGACCAUUUGAACCUUAUUUGGGCUCAUCGACCCCUGAAAAGAUGAUCAAACCAAAAUUGACAGUCGUUAACCCAAAUCCUCAAAUCAAAUCAGUGAUGAAACUGUACUAUAUUCUUACAUAUUUAGAAAGAAUGGAUCCUAAUAGUGCUCUAAUUGGGCUUGUGAAUAAAAUGAUUCAAGAAAAACUUAAAUAUUUACCCACUGAAUUUAGUCAAACUCCUCUCUCAGAUUGGUGUGGAAGGAAUUACGGCGGGAGUUAUGAACACAGGUUUAAAGCUUCUUCCCAGAAAAGGUCUGCUCUUUUCUCAUUAAUGGAAAACCUUGCAACACAUGUCACUAUCAAUACCAACCUUCUUGGAAAAGCACUCAGAGGAAAUGAAGAUUACAACCUAUUUUUCCAAGAAAUUUUUCUUUAUAUACAAAAUUAUGUAACUGAAUGUGCGAGUAGAGGAAUACCUAUUGCCGAUACAUAUGCAGUGCCUUUAAAUUGUCCGGAUUGUACUUAUUUAAUUCUCAAUACACCUAUAUCAAUAAAUCUCCAACACAUGAGCUACCAAUCAAGAAUGAUUCAAGAUCAAGUUAACUCUAAAUUAAGUAAAACUAACUUGACAGAAAGUAUUCAUAUUUGCACACUCGCAAUGUCUCUAUCUGUAGGAAGGAAAUUAGCAACUGCACGUCUCCAUGACCCAGAAGUUCACAAUACAUUGGAAACAUUUCAAGGGGUCAAGACUGAUGAGUCAACAGAAAGAACUAGUAGCAACUUAAUGUCAGAAUUUCGUAAUGCGAACAUAGACUAUGUCCUGGUUGGAGCAUUACAAGGAAGCAAGCAGCUAGUAGAAUUUGUAAUAGGAAGCUCUAGAGAAUAUCCUGUCUCGAUAUUCGAACACUUAUCUUACUUAAUAAUCAACAGUGAGAGAAUGCAAGAAAUACUUCAACUCCUAGGAGUUCCUAUAGAGAAGCACUCCUCAGUGACUCAAACAAGUGGACUAGCAAAGAUACUUGCUAAGUCAACUCUAGAGUAUAUCCGAAAUAGAAAAGGAAUGUUCUUUAGAGCCUGUGCAUUUACCACGUUCUCCUCUGACUUAAUUUCUAAACAAGCUUAUUUCUGGAGAAUCUUUGUAGGACACCUUAUCCAUGAAGAUUCAAGACUAACAACCAUCCAAAAAAGAGGGAUUAUGAGAAUUCCUCAAUGCGGAGGGUCUAAUGUUCACGAAUGGAGAUCGAAGGUCCCUAUAGAUCUAACAAAGGGGCUCUCGGUUGAGAUUAAAUUCGAAGAAACUGAUGCAAUUUCUGUUUGGCGUGAUCUCAAGAGUGAGAUAAGUGAACACAUAGAGCCUAGGUUUCCCUUAUCCAGCCGAUUCAACAAAGAGAUGGUCAAAGAUAAUGAUUCUCCACAGAGAAUCGAGAUUAGUGAGCCAUUAAACAACUGUUUCCACUUCUCUUUUGACUCCCUGCUAGAACACGGAAUGACAGAAAGUCCAUUAUGGGUAAAGUGGGUUCAUCACUGCACCAGACAGGUUGGAAGAAUUAGUACUUCAGCAUCAAAAAUUCAUCAAGUAAUGAGUUAUUAUCCAGAAAUACUUCCUCAAGAGGGAUUGAUCAUCACACUAGCAGAGGGAUCAGGAGGAAUCCUCCAUUACUUCUCUCACUUGUUCACCACUUCUCAUCUGAUUUAUAAUACAUUGCAAAGUGACAUCGUCGAAAAUAAAGAGAAUGUACUCAACAUAAGUCCUCCAGCAUUAGUCGGAGAUCAAUGUAGUCCUACAGAUAGACUAUUAUACUUAGAGGAAACAUGUCUAGGAGAAACUGAUAUUACAAACAAAGCUUUCAUUGAAAAAUUCACCACUAUAAUACGGAGCGAAAAUCAUGCAAUCCUUAUUCUCAAUAUGGAUGCAGAACUAAAAACAGAUCUGACUAACACCGACAAAUUGGAUAUAUACCUUCCUUUAGUUAGAACCUAUCUAACACCUGCAAGUUUAAUUAUAAACAAAAUGUUCAUCAAAUCCCAUGACGAGUUAACUCACAUAAGAUAUCGGUGCAAGUCUCUUGGAUAUCUUUGCGACUUCCACAAACCAUCCGCCAGCCAUCCUCAUAAUGAUGAGGUCUAUGUAGUUUGUUUUCUGGAUUUACAGAAUAACUACAUAGAAUCACAAGAACCCAUUGGAGAACUUCAUUCUUUGAAUUGGAAACUAGCACAAAAAAAGAUUCAGCUGUUAUCAACAAGACCUAACAGGGUAAAUUACCUGAAGCACAUAUUAGGACAGGCCAAUGAGAGUCUUCUCAAAAGUGUAAGGAGUCAUCCUUGUGUUUGGACAGUCAGGGAGAAAUAUCAAGUCGAAGAAAUUUCAGAACACUUUAUUACGAAAAGACAUCAAAGGAAUUUAAUCAUGUGUCUUCUCGCAAUAGAAAGAAAUUCUGAAGUUAUAGAUUAUCAUGAAAAGAUCAUGGUCUAUAUACCAUUUGUUAACAAAGAACAAAUAGUAUCUCUUCUUGUAUUAUCUGUACUAACAUCACUUUAUCGAAAUUUUGACCAACUCGUUUCAAUCUUGGACUCUCUCUCGAUUUUAGAAGUCAAAUGUAACAUCAUACCACCGAAGAAGAUCGAAGUGAGCUUAGUUUUGAUAACUGGCCCAGAGACUUCAUCUCGAUCUGUUCUUGGUAUCCUAGACCACAAAAUGAAAGAUUACUUCAGGACUUUGCCGUUCUUCCGCGAUCCAGCAAAUCCAAGAGUCCCCGCUUAUACCUUAAGAGAUGGGAUUACUAAAAUGAGAGAAGCAGAACAAAUGAGAUAUGAAGUUGAGGCAAAUCUCAAAGAAUUGGUUAGAGAAAGCGAAUGUGGAUAUUCAAGUUACCUUCGAAUUCUAAGAAGAUAAUAGAGACAAGUUUUUUAGUAAUAGUAUUAGAAUUAGGUAUUGAUUAAAUUAAGUGUUUAGAAAAAACCCGAUAGAUUUAACUGUCCAAUAAUUAAGAGGUUGAACUCUUCAAAUGACUUUAGGCCUUUCUUCGUUUUGUGACGCGUUUUAUACCGCCCCGCCGCCGUGUACCUGCCUUCGAUAACUCAUUUGUUUUUAUCGAUAAUGGCGUUGCACCCGCGCAACAUGCUCACCGCCCUAGCCGGCCUAUGUUUUAUGACCCAAACUGCACGGACAAAAUAAUUCUACUAUAGUCAAA